GAAUUUUUAGAAAAAUCUAACUUUAAAGUAAACAAAACACGCAAUUGCCAUCAUAUCAAAUAUCUAAAAUGAUUCGUUUAAGUCUUUUUGUAUUUCUAUCGAUAUUUCUCGAUUGUUUGUCAGCCUCAGAACGUGAAAUGACAGUUGUAAUCAAUGCUAAAGAGCGAGAAUGUUUUUAUGAACAUGUAGAAGCAAAUCAUAUAAUUGACAUUGAAUAUCAAGUCAUUGAUGGAGGACAUGGUGAUUUGGAUAUCAAUUUUGAACUUUCUGUAGAUGGUAGGAUUAUUUUCGUCGAUUAUAAGAAAUCCGAUAAUGUUCAUCGGUACGAACAAGCUCAUCCUGCCGGCAAUUAUAAGUUCUGUUUUGAUAACACAAUAAGUUCCUUCAACAGAAAAACAGUUUUCUUUGAAUUACUCACUGAAGAUCCUGACAGUCCAAUGACUGAUGAUCAUGCGUCAAUUUCGGACUUGGAAGGAUUCUCUCCAGAAGAAUUCUUUGAGAUGAAGGUUCAAGAUUUUCUUGAUGUUGUACAUGUCGUUCGAACCCAUUUAACAAAAGCCCGUCAAGUUCAAGAUAUGUUGAGGAGCUUUGAAGCUCGAGACAGAAAUUUAGCUGAACUGAACUGUUCGAGAGUCGGUAUUUUUAGUACAAUAAUUGUUCUGACUAUGAUUUGCGUCGGAUUGCUUCAAGUAUUCAUGAUUAAAAGUCUCUUUGAAACUAAUAAUACUGAAGGACGUAGGAUUUGGAAUAAAUUGAAUCACAUUAUGAAGUAGAUUAGCAACACAUCGUACUCGAAAAAAGGAAUGCAAAUAAUAUAAAAUCUCAUUAAUUUUAUCUGUACUAAUUCGAACAGAAUCAAAGAAUGAAACCAAACGUAGCGAUUUUCUAUUCAAAGAAUUUAAUUAAAAAGAGAUUAAAUUGAUAAAACAUGUAGGAGAUCUGAUCCAAUGUGUCAUAAAUAAAUUUUCUUGCCAAAGAUAUUUAUCAAUAGAUAAAUAAACAGAAUAACAGUGAAACGAAACCG
Molecule: messenger RNA, 1024 nt
Organism: Clunio marinus
Lineage: Eukaryota; Metazoa; Arthropoda; Insecta; Diptera; Chironomidae
Source: the annotation of a GenBank genome assembly